Lodderomyces elongisporus is the source of this 1998-nucleotide messenger RNA. RefSeq names its product Zn(2+) transporter (gene zrg17). Lineage: Eukaryota; Fungi; Ascomycota; Pichiomycetes; Serinales; Debaryomycetaceae. Gene Ontology annotation, cellular component: membrane. The record is from RefSeq and is a predicted model, not a curated record. Bases 1 to 1998 code for a protein of 665 amino acids. Gene Ontology annotation, biological process: transmembrane transport; monoatomic cation transport. The transcript has a single exon. Gene Ontology annotation, molecular function: monoatomic cation transmembrane transporter activity.
AUGAAUGUACCAAACAUAGUACUUCCAAACCAAUCAAAUCCAUUGGGUAUCAUCACGGAUGAUAACGAUAGCAUCAACAUUAAUGAGCCAAGUAAAAGCACGCAGAUGGCUAGCAAUUCUCGACGCUCGAGUCUUGGCUUUUUGGCUAGUGCAAACUUUUCGGCAGACUCACUAGUUGAUGCACAAACACUACUGGGAAUUACACCAACUACGCCCAAACAUGGCGCAAAUUCUACACGUAGAUACUCAAAUAACUCGCUUUUAAAUUCUCCUGUACUCCAGCCACCGUCUCAUUCAACUCGUGGACGCUCGCGACCAUUAUCGGCUUUCCUAAUGGACUCAACAAAUGCAAUUGAAGAAGAUGGAGACGAAAGUAGCUUUGCAAACUAUGCCACUUCACCUGAAGGAGCACAUUCUUUUUGCAUAAACAAUGACGGGGUCAAUGGCGCAAUCAAUAACUCCCCUCAAAAUGUUUCAAUAUCAACAUAUGGCAAUGGUUUUUAUAACAAUAAUAGUAUCAAUAAUUAUUCGCGUCGAGGCAGUUCUCCAACAAGAGGACCACCUCCAUCUCCACCAAGAUCACCCUCUCCAGUGCGCGUGAACAAAAACUUUAGAGCCAAGUCCCCAGUACGAAGAUCUUUAUCGCCCACAAAGUCCGGACCGUUCAACUUUAAACCGCAAGAAAUUAUGGUUCAUGGUAACGGAUCAAAUUCAUCGCUCCAGGUUAAGCCAGCCCAUCGUAAGGGACAUAGAUAUAAACACUCUUCGGUAUCGAUGAAUAUGUUCCAGGAGCCGCCAUUGGCGGACUUGGCUGAAAAGGCACCGUUGAAAAGUAUAGCUGAUCUGUAUCCAAUUCCAAAUUACAAAGAAACAUUUGCCUCGAUAAGCAAAAGCCAAAAGGGGAGACUUGCUUGGAGCGCGUGUCAUUUUGCAACAUCGCUUCUUGUAUUUUAUACAGGUUUUAAUUUGGGUGUAGGCUCAUUAUCCACCUUGGCUCAUUUGAUUUUCUACGAUUCCUUGGGCUCAUUAUUUAUUGUGCUUGUGGAUGUGAUGGCGAAUUUUGAAGUAUGGAAAAAACCAUCGAUAUCUUUCCCAUUUGGACUCGAGCGGCUUGAGGUGCUUGUUGGUUUUGCAUUAAGUGCAUCUCUUGUGAUGCUUGGUUUCGACUUGUUUAGUCAUUUCUUUGAGGAGCUUGUGCUCUCUUUGAUGUCGCAUGACAACGAAGACCAUGGUGAACAUGAUCAUUUAUCGCAUCAUGUGCAUGAAGAACUGGGGCCUGUAGGAAAUAUUGUUGCUUAUGAAGUGGUUUUGUUGAUAUCGUUAGCUGUCUCGCUUGUAUCUUCCAACGUGAUUUUGGCGUAUGAUCGGAUUAACGAUAUGCUUAACUCGACUUCAGACAAGGCUCAGCAAUAUAAUGGCUUCAGCAAGGGUAAAAUAAAUUACUAUAAAGGUGGUAGCACAACAAUGAACAGUGCUACUAUGAGUCUGCGUAUUUUGAAUAUGAUUAAGGCUUGGAGAAGCUAUCCUACUUAUUUAAUCACAAUCACAUACAUUAUCUUUCUCAUUGUGGUACCAAUAAUCCCUGGCUCUUGGGUUCAGGAAUUAGCAUACGAUAUACAGAAAUGUGCCAAUAUAUUGGUAGCUUGUUUGCUUUGUUACAAUGGAUGGAACCUUGUCAAAUUCCUUGGUGGCACUUUGUUAUGUGCUUUCCCAUACUCGGACUAUCAAAAUAGUGUUACAAAGUCCAAUAUUAUGGACCAGAUAACUGGACUCGAUUGUUUUAAACAUGGAUAUCUGAUACAGAAAUUGUUUGUCACAAAGUUUAGCUAUAGCUUAUACGUGAUAGGUGUUUCUAUUGAAAUGAAAGGCGCUAAUGCUGAUGACGAGGUGAGAAUGAAGUUUGAAACAAACAGAAUAAUUGAAAACGAGGUAAAGAAGUUGGAAAGAGGGCUAAAGGUGGCAAAAUGUGAAAUUACCAUAGACAUAGACAGGUUCUGA